AUGUCUUUCUUCACAUCCAGCUCGAUGGAUAAACUGGGGUCGCGUCUUGCCUCCAUUGUCUCCACUGCAUCGGAGAAGGUCAAGGAGGCGGCAGAGAGGACCCUUACAAAAGAAACUCCUCUGGAGCGCAAUCUAAGGGAAGCAGUCAGCGACAAGAAUUGGGGAUGUCCGACAUCAAUUCUUGCAGAGAUCGCGCGCGCCUCUCACAACUUCCUCGACUUCCCUGUUAUAUCCCGCACCAUGUGGGCUGCUAUUUCUGAGGCCCCUAAACGUUGGCGCAAAAUCUUUAAGGGGUUAACUAUGUUGGAGUACAUGCUAAAGAAUGGACCCGAGAGGUUCGCUGAAGAAGCACGAGACAGAACUUAUCUACUCAAGUCCCUACAGAGCUUCAGCUGGUCCGAAGAGGGAAGGGAUAAAGGGGCAGGCAUUCGGGAGAAAGCAGGGCUCUGCACAACGUUGGUAUUUGACGCUGAGGAGCUGAAGGCAGCUCGAGAGACAGCAGCAAAAAACAGAGACAAAUACAUUGGCAUAUCCUCGGCUUCUUCUAUGGUCCCCCGCAGCAGCAGCAGUAGCAGUAGCAGCAGCAGCAUCAGGGGACAGACAACAGCAGUUGGAUUUGGCAGCAGCACGAAGCCUUCUCCAUCUCCGCAGAGAGACACCCGAGGUGAGUCAGCCGCGCCGCCGACAGUUGCAUCUCGUUCGUCAUCGGGGAAAGAGAAGACAGGCUCCUCAGGGAAGAAGGGGGGCAGCAAGAAGAGUGACAGCGGCCCCUCAGCUGGUGCCAAGCCCACGGAGCAGAAGUCUGCGGUACAGCAAGCAGACUUACUUGGAUUUGACAGCCCACCUCUUGGACAGCAAGAGGCGCCAGCGGCCCCUUCUCCCUUUGCUUCAGGGACGAGCGUUUGGGGGGAGCAAGUCGUUUCCUCAGGCGCCGCGGAGGGAGCAGGCAGCAGCAGCAGCAGCGGCCUUGGUGGCUUCUUCCUUCCUCCUCCCCCAGGGACCAGUGUGCCCGUAGGCAGCAGCAGCAGCAGCAGCAGCAGCAAUGGCGCAGGGAGAGGGGUCCCCGCAGACGUUGCAGGCAACAGUAGCAGCAGCAGCAGUGAUGAUUUGUUCGGGGGGUUUCAAGCGGCAGCUCCAACCCCCACGACUACUGCUACAGGGGCGAUAUCAGGAAGUAGCAACAGCCUGGAUGCUGUUGCUGCUGCCUUUGCUGCUCCCACAGCUCCUGCUGCUGCUCCCCAAUGGAGCAAUGGGGUUGGAGGGGUCGGAGGUGGUUUCGCAUCUACUCUUGAAGGACUCAGCGGCUUCAAUGCAACGCCAGCGGGCGCUGCCGAUGCAGGAAAGGGGGCGCAGGGCGCUGCUGCUGCAGCGCCGCAGCUGCAACAAUGGCAGCAGCCAUUCACCAUGGGCAACAAUAGCAGCAGCACCAGCAGCAGCAACAGCAACGCUCUCGCGUCGCCUCAGGCUUUCACCCUGAGCAGCAGCAGCAACAGUAGCAAUAGCAGCAGCAGCAUGAAUAUCCCCCAGCCAUUUAGCCUGAGCGGCAACAGCAAUGCCACCUCACAGCCGUUUUCUCUGGGCAGCAGCAACAGCAGCGGCACGCAGCCACCCAGUAUGGGCACAGCGGCAGCAGCGCCGCAGCCUUUCUCCCUGGCGGGAAUGUCGUCACAGCCCUGGCAGCAGCAGCAACAGCAGGCUGCUCCAAACUUUGCCUCGGGACAGCCCAGCCUAUUCUAG
Messenger RNA from Eimeria maxima, 1737 nucleotides. Its product is annotated as EPN3 protein, putative. Gene Ontology annotation, molecular function: clathrin binding; phospholipid binding. NCBI's taxonomy places the organism in Eukaryota, Apicomplexa, Conoidasida, Eucoccidiorida, Eimeriidae. The record is from RefSeq and is a predicted model, not a curated record. Gene Ontology annotation, biological process: endocytosis. Bases 1 to 1737 code for a protein of 578 amino acids. Gene Ontology annotation, cellular component: clathrin vesicle coat; plasma membrane; endosome. The transcript has 10 exons.